CCACUGCAUUCCCAGGAUUUUCCUUUUACGACACCAUGCCGCCCAAACGCAAGCCCAAGCAAAAGCCAACGCUAGGGCAGUUCUUUGACAUCAAACCAGCGCCGCGCUCUGAGCCCACGCGCAAACAGCCAAGCCUGGACAAAUUCUUCGGCUCGGCCACACCCACACGGUCUGCCAGCAGCGAUCUGGCAGCAAAGAUGGACGGGACAAUAUUGAUCAGCGACAGCUCGGACGACGAGCUCAUUGACAUUGACAGCAUCCUCGGCACGCCCAAGCCGUCCAGCCAGAGCUCCUCGACAUCGCCAAUAGUCGAGAUAGUAUCGCCCAAACGACCCGUGCAAACUGCGGUGACCCCAAAACCCCUGUACAGGAACUCGUUGAAGAGCUUGGUGCGCGACCGCAGCAAAAAGAAAUACGACCUGGCGGUCCUCGACCAGCCCAUGGAGAGCAGCGACGAGGGCGAGGAGCUGGAGGCUAUUGGGAUGCUGGAAUUGGACCAAGACGAGGCCGACAGGAUCCGGGCCCAGCUGGGUGCGGCGACUGGCGACAUGUACAAAGCGGUCAGCGUGUCGAUGUUUGCUGGGCCAAAUGGCAAGGCCCUGGCGCCAGUGCAUGCGCUGGACAGUGAGGAUCCGGUCGACAGGCUAUGCAUAGGGGCACGGCCGCUGGCUAUUGAGCGCCUGGUGGGCUCGCAGUGGCUGGCCCAGCGGCUGCAUAUGGGCUGGCGCCUGUCGCCAGGCAUGGGCGACCUGCUCCUGCGCCUGGUCGUCAAUAGCCGCAGCCUGCGGACAUCAAUGGCAGCAUUCGGCACCCUGGCAGGGUUCCUCGAUGCCCACAUGUCGCAAUGGCAGCUAAGCCUGGCGCAACUGCAGGCUGCGCUGGAGCAACUGCAGGGCCCGCCAGCUGACGCCGUCCAGCUGUGCCGGCCACAGCGCACCAGCAGUCGAGCGGGCGGCAAUGGGCAGCGCAUCCAGCAUGUGCUCGGCGUGGCCGCGCGUUCUCUGGACGAAUGCAUGCCGGCUGCAGAUACCGCACAGGCGCUGCAGCUAGUAUGCGAGACCAUGCUGGACCACCGGAACCAGCAAUGGCUGGCUGCCAACCAGCGCAGCCUGGCGGGUCUGAUGGCCCGGGUGGUGCCGCGCAGCAAGUGGUCGGUGGUGUGGCCCGAUUACGUGCAGCAUAUGGCUAGGCGGCUGCAGCCGAUGCCGGUGGCUAUGCAGGCUGCGCUGGUGGAGCGCAUGCCGGCUGGCAAUGCGCGCUCGAUGCAGGUAAGACGCACUUUGGCGUUCGCCAUGCUGUGGAUGGCCGGCAGGCCGGCCGAUGACCUGGCCAGCAGGAUUGUGCUGCCGCCGCAGCUGAUCGUGCGCAUGGCCAGCGAGCUCCUCGACGAUGUGCUGGGGGUCCACGCUGGUGCUGAUUUUGCGCGCCUGGCCGCCUGCGUCGCACUGCUGGGGAAUGUGCUGGAUUCGCUGGACGCGCUGAGGGACGUGCCCGAGGAGGUCGCCCUGAUCCAUGCCAAGCUGGCCAUGGCUAAUCGCCGCAUUGCCGACGGCCGCGCGGAUAAUAUGGACAAAACCAGGGCCAAGGAUGCGCUGCAGACUCUGCUGGUGCGGAUAAAUCUGACUGUUGUGGUUGACACGCGCGCUCGCAGAGGGAAACCGAAGCCGGGGGCCAGACUGGACAAGCUCUGGAAGCCGCGCUAGUGCUCGCUUAUCUGACGGCCCAUUUUACAUAUCACUCUCGCCCGGGCGUGGCAUCGAAUAGAAAGAA
Molecule: messenger RNA, 1770 nt
Organism: Linderina pennispora
Lineage: Eukaryota; Fungi; Kickxellomycota; Kickxellomycetes; Kickxellales; Kickxellaceae
Exons: 1
Coding region: 36-1703 (555 amino acids)
Source: RefSeq, a predicted model, not a curated record